UGCCGUCGACAUGUUCAUGCAAACGGCUUAUAAGCUGCCUAUUGUGCAAACACACAAAGGCUAUUAUGAAGAUCAUCUAACAACAACAAAAUUAAAAGCGAAUAUUGACUGGAAUGCCUUAUAUCAAGGGAACGUUAAACUGGGAAAUUAUCUCAUUGCUGGGGAAUUAAUUAAUACUACGGUUUCUGGGUGGAAUGCUUGGGUCUAUCCGGGAAUAAAAUAUGCCUCUGCCAGGCGCUUCAGUAAUCCAAUUCUGAAUGAGGAUUUGUCGUAUUACGGUAACAUCAACAAUAAUGUCGACAAACACGGGCCGGCAUGCUGGCAGAGUGCUAGGAUUUCUCCGGACAUCCGAAUGGACGAGGACUGUCUCUACCUGGAUGUAUAUGUCCCACCGGUUGCCCCAACAGCCAGCAGCAAUUUCUUGCACCCUGUUUUAUUCUGGGUUCAUGGAUCGUUUGGAGCCGAAGGCGAUGUACUCGGUGGUCAAAAGAAGGGAGCUGGAAACAUAGUGCAGACGAUUCCGGCUAUCGUUGUACCCGUGCAGUAUCGAACUGGUGUUUUUGGAUUUCUAAGCACCGAGGAUAGCGUUGCGCCGGGAAAUUGGGGGUUAGCUGAUCUCAAAGCCGCAUUCGAAUGGUUGUACGCCACGGUUGAAGCUUUUGGUGGGGACAAGAAGCGCAUUGUUUUGGGUGGGCACGAUACUGGAGCCAGUUUAAUUUCAGCAAUGAUGCUGGACCCAAAUAUACGAAAUCGCGUUCACAGCACCUUGCUUAUGAGCGGCUCGCUCCUUGCACCGUGGGCGAUGUCAAAGGAUUCUAGUUCGGACACAAUGAAAUUAGCCGCCUUAAUGAACUGUUCCGCGGUACAAAUGACGUCGGCAGCCAUUUUUAAUUGCUUAACCAACCGCAGCGCCACCGAUAUGCUACGAGCAGCUGAUGCGAUCGCUCUGACGGACCCAUCAAUGCGACAUAUGUCCUGGAAAUUAGUGGUGGAUGGUCAUCACAUUCUGUACGAUCCGGUUGUUCUUUUCGAUGACCGGCAUCCAUGGAAUUUUUCUGGGGGAAGUGUGUAUACAGUGCAAACCGCAGAUGCAGCUUCUCUAAUUGGGCACCACAAGCAGCACAUGUUUGGCCAAGGACUGCCGAAAAUCACCUACGCCCUAGACACAUAUAUUAACGACAUUAUACCUAUGGGAACGGGAUGUCAUGCCCUGCCUAAUGCGACUAUGGACGCUCUUAUACAGAAGUACAACUUGCUUGGUGGUCCCGAAGGUGCGGAUCCCGAUGUCUUGCGUUUCAACAUGAUUCGGUUGGCCAAUGACCUUUUAUUUGUUACGCCUAUUACACAAGAAGCUGCUUUGUAUGCCAUCCACAAUCACGCUGCCAAGGGAACACAGGUUGUGGUGCUGGACUACGAAAUGGCCAACGAAGAUCAAACUCCUGUCCAAAGAGAAAAUUUGCACGGCAUUGAAUUCGGAACAAGCAUAAAACUGCUGGCCAGUCCCAACCACCAAAAGGACAGCUCGACAACACUUUUGACGAGAGAACUGAGCAUGCUACUGAACAGCAUACUGCAGCGCGGAUAUGGAUUUGGCGAGAAUUUUGAUCCAAUGGUUGGCAACUAUUUGGAAUUGGGUCUGGCUAAGAGAUGGACAAAGAAACGCAGUAUGAGCUUCCUGGGCGAGCUAAAUUUUCACGAUUUCUUGAUGCAGCAGGGUUGUAUCGACCCCACCGAAUCCAGCAGGCAACGUAGCGGCGUUUUCAGUCGUGACCUAUCCAUCUCCCCUGCGCCGCCGAUCCCCGAACAACCCAAUAAUCCCGGAGCGCCUUUAAUAACCAACCCGUAAUUCCGCCGCCACCCUUUCCCCUCCCAUUCAACAUUGAGACCAUUCUACAGAACCUAACGUUAUUAGCUAACGACCAGUUGCUGCGUAAUAUCAGCGCGCUCAAAGACCUGCGCCAAAUGGUGGAACAAAACCAACCGCCAUUUAUGCCGGGAGGCCCAGUGAACUUCAAUCCAGCUGCAAUGAACGGUCGACCGGCAACGUGCCUCCACCUUCCAAUGCUCCGUUUCUUUUUCCACCCAACGUGGCGAUGGGAUCGCCACUUCAGCCGCCGUCACCAAGUGGACCGGGUGGAUUUAACAUUAACCCCAAUCAGGGUGUGCCACGGGGUGGGCCGCAUAUGAUGCUGCAUGCACAGACUCCAAUCGGACCUGUGCCGGUUCUGCCGCCCGGACAAGGCAAUUUCUUACCAACUGGACCAAUUGCUUUACCUCAGAAAUCUGGAUCAACCGCCGGAAACGGCAACGGACGAGGUGGAACGGCUUCGAAUCACACAGAGAAAAAUGCCGCCAACAAAAAAGAUUCAAACACUAAUAAAUAAAAAUCAUUUGAAUUUUUUAAAACGACGAAUUAAGAUGUGAUUGUUUUGGUUUUAAAUACGACUUUACUGCUAUUAUGUGUCCAGCUAGUUUUUCUUUUCGUUCACAUGGUAUUAAGGAGCUUUGCCGUCUUUUUUAGCAAGUUAAAUUUUUCGAACUUACACGUCACAUAUACACACGGGCAAUUCCUAAACUGAGAUUAUAGUCUACAAAUAAAG
Messenger RNA from Paramacrobiotus metropolitanus, 2600 nucleotides. RefSeq names its product cocaine esterase-like. Gene Ontology annotation, molecular function: neurexin family protein binding; signaling receptor activity. Gene Ontology annotation, biological process: postsynaptic membrane assembly; neuron cell-cell adhesion; modulation of chemical synaptic transmission. Bases 11 to 1846 code for a protein of 611 amino acids. Gene Ontology annotation, cellular component: cell surface; synapse. NCBI's taxonomy places the organism in Eukaryota, Metazoa, Tardigrada, Eutardigrada, Parachela, Macrobiotidae. The transcript is spliced from 11 exons. The record is from RefSeq and is a predicted model, not a curated record.